CCUCGAAGACAAACAGUUUGGCUACAGGAUUAUUAUACUUUCUGUGCAACCAGCUUUUGUAUCUGGUACUUGUGGCCAAAGAGUGAAUGACGUUGCUGUGGGCAGCCGUUUCAGUCGUGCAAUAGUAUUUUACGGAGUUUGUGCCCAACAGUGGUCAACAACCACAGAAAGCUAGAUUGCACUGUGCAAAAAACUCCAGCUUUUUGAAUAACACAUUUAGGCGGACAAAAAUAACCUUGUGUCAGUGUUCUGUCGACGAAUCAGGAUUUCAGAGCGAGAAGAAGCAAAAGACAGCUGCAAGUCGCCAGACGAAAUUUGACAGGUACUUUUGGUUUUCAAAUCCACCUCAGCGAUAUGAUUGGAAGUCUAUUCAAAAAGAGGGAGUCAGUGUAUAACCCCUCGGCACUUCCAUCUUCUUCCUCUUCUUCAACGACAGUUCCUACACCUUCGUUGCCAUGCUCUCCGGCGGCCUAUAACAACAGCAAUGCUGGCAACUUACAAACAGGCUGCGAUCCAUCGCCGCUGUCGGCAUCAUCAUCAUCAUCACUAAACCUCCUGUUUUCAAACUCACACGUUAACAACAAUCAGCGACCUACCGAAAUACCAGGAUUGAGCAAAUCAACGGAUAACAGAGCGGGGUACAGCAACGGAACCAGCAACGGCACCAGUAGCAAGAUCAACCCACAAGAGACGGAUAAACUUUCGGAUCAGUCGGGUUUGAAUAUUUCAUCCUUAUAUGGAAUCAAUGUGACUCCUCCGACUCCCGCCUUUAAAUUAUCUGACAAACGUUCAGGUUUUAGGAUGGUGGUAAUACAAGAUGCAGGCAUAAGAAAGAAACAACCUUUAUUUGACUCGGCCGUCCCCUACAAUAAAAACUUUACAAUAAUGCAGCAAAAGCUGAACAAGAAAUUACAUCACUCCAUCAACGAGUUGUCACUAUUCAUGUUUGGCUGCUAUGGGAUGCCGAUGUCUGAGAAUAAUAUGACAACAAAAAUGCACUAUUUACCGUCCUUAUCUAGCAUGCACUCUUCUGUGCUCUUAACAAGGUUAUUCUCUUUGGAUUCCUCUUUCAGAUUGAAACCACAUAAAUUGUCAGCAAAUUCUUUAGACUGGGAACCUCAUCCACUACUGGAAACCGACGAACUUCCACUGUAUGAAAACUCAUCCAUCAGAUUUUCAAUAGGACUAAUCAUACCAGUUUCUUCCUCUAUCGAAUCUGUUCGUGACGAAAUUACAGAGAACUGGCUUCAAACUUCAGACAUUUUGUUAACCCUGCAAAAUUUGAUUGUGGAAAAAUUGAAGAAUAAUUAUAAAUCGCAAAAUUCAUCCAAAAAGGCUCAGUCUCACUUCGGUCAAUCAAACCCUACAUACUGUUCUCCGAACAACAAUAUUCAUUCCCUAUCAAACAAAUCAACAAAUUUUGGUUUUCCUAUCUACUCUUUGCAAACAGAAAUGGAAAUAUAUCAAACACUUGGCUCCCUUCUAUCACGAUUGAUUUCUUUAUUGGAGGUACCAAGACUAUUUAUAGACCUAAAGCAUUCAAACCAAUCGCUAAUUGAUUGGGCAUCUACGCUAUCUUUAUGGCUCGAACUCAAAGACGGAAGAUCUCACCACUCUUUGGAUAUUCAAUCUAAUGGAAACACAGAUUGUUUGGAUAAUAAUUUAUAUUUGCCAAUCAAUUCUACUCACUCAAUCAAGUUUCUUGCCUCACUUCUCUCUAUCUUUUUACCUUUGAGAAAUACACUUUUUUCUGAUCCUCUGACUGAGCAUACUGGACUAACCAAGCUUCGAAUUAUCAUUGGGACAGGAAAUCCUGUCAUUUCGCAAAAGCUUGUGUUCAUAUUAGUUGGUAUUCUUGGCUACGAAAAGUUUUCCGAUUUAUAUGAAAAAGCCAAGAAACUCCCAAAGCAAUCGAGGGUGGAAAAGUCCAACGAGCCUACUGCUGUUCCCAUCCCGAUCUCCAGGCCGGAAGGCGAUUAUUCGUCAAGCAAUGUUUUGACCAAAAAUAAUUCGUUAAUAAUUGAUGGUCCCCCACAGCCCAUGGACAUCAAUUUCAAAUCAUCUCCUUUACGCAUGCAGCAUUCCCCAAGCAUCUCCACAAUUUCGGCUAGCGUUCAGACUCAAAGGAUCCCUGUUCCAAUGCUUACAAGAACAUCAUCUUAUGCUUCGUUGCAGAAUCUCUCGACAUCAUACGGCGCCAAUGUCCCCAACAGUUAUGGUUCACAGACUUCGUCAAAUUCAUGGAGAAACAAUUUUGGCUCUUUUAUGGAUAGGUGGAAGAAUUCAAUAAUGUCUUCGCCAACCACAUCCCAACUUUCCAAAUCGCCCCAGACCGAGUUUCCAUCACCGAACCUCUCAGAAUAUGAAGAGUAUCCUUGGUAUUCCCAUAAAAAAUCGAACCCGUUAUUGUCCCCUGCUCCAUCCUUUACCUCAGGAAAUACGACGACAACACAAAACGCAUCUGUGAGACGCAUAUCAAUGAAGACCUUGAAUGCAGGUAACUAUGUCUCGAAUGAUGAUUAUAAACUCUCAAGGUCAACAAUAAAUUUGAUUCCAUCAAGCUUCAUCAACAUAGUUGAUAAUAUUAAUGUUGAGAUAAAUGCAAUCAUGAGAGCAGAAUUUGAAUGCUCAGUAAGUGAUUCUGGAAAUGAUUCGGUGAUGGAUAUUUCAAUGAAAAAAUCUAAACUGCUAAAAGCUGAAAAGCCGAUAAGCUCCGUCACUGCGAUUCCGUUGCCACCGUUAGUUGGUUACAUCUCACAGUUUAGACCUGAGUUCAACAUGAUGUCUUGUCCUAACAGAAUUUUACAGGAUGGAGUCUUUGUUGAAACAAUGAAAGAUGAUAUGAAAAAAAUUCAGGUAAUUGAAUCUGACGUCUACUUCGUUAAUCUUGCCAUGAGGAAAGUGACGCUUUUGGAGAUGAAGAAUAAAUCUGCUAAAAGCUCAAGCGAUAAAAAUGAAAACUUUCAACUAUAUACUUCUAAGUCCAUGCUAAUAGACAAAAAACAUUCAGGUCCUGAAUCGGCAGAUUCCAGCUUCAAAUCUAAAGGAAGCAAAAAGUCUCAUCUCUCCGAAACUCUGGAAUCUAGUUUUGUACUUAAUGACACUGUUAUCUUCACACCUGAAAAACCGCUACGGAAUGACCAGAAAAUAGGAACAUCAUCAACGAACACAAUUUCUGAGAAAGUAGAUUUAUAUGACCAACUCUUAGAAAAAAUUGCAUACACCGUUAACAACUUUUUCUUGGAUCUGAAAGACUCUUCCCGUGAUACCAGCACCAUUGAAAAAGAGAAUGAGUGCUGUGAUAAUAUUCGUCAACUUAUUGAACAACUUAUGAGUAUCAGCGAUUCGACGUAACUAGGCAAUUUUGACUUUUUGGGAAUUUUGUUUACUUUUCACUAUUUAUUAUUUCUAUUAGCCAUUUAUACACUUACUUAAUGUUGAACUUUAUAGAUACUGAAAUAAAAAGUUAA
Messenger RNA from Pichia membranifaciens NRRL Y-2026, 3470 nucleotides. RefSeq lists its product as hypothetical. The record is from RefSeq and is a predicted model, not a curated record. NCBI's taxonomy places the organism in Eukaryota, Fungi, Ascomycota, Pichiomycetes, Pichiales, Pichiaceae. The coding region runs from base 355 to 3354 and encodes 999 amino acids. The transcript has a single exon.